AUGGUGUCUAGAUCUACAAAAGAGGUGUUAGCACCUAAACUAAGUCAAAGAAGAAAUUCUAAGGAGAAGGAAGAUGUUGUAAAACAAAAUGAAGAUGAUGCAGAGAAGAAUAAAAGAGUGACAUCAGAGU
Messenger RNA from Ambispora gerdemannii, 130 nucleotides. The record is from the annotation of a GenBank genome assembly. NCBI's taxonomy places the organism in Eukaryota, Fungi, Glomeromycota, Glomeromycetes, Archaeosporales, Ambisporaceae.